AUGGAUGAGACACAGGAGCCACUGGCCAUGACCGUACACCUCCUUGCUGACUCUGGGCAUGGCUUGCUUCUGCAGCAGGCUCUGGACCAGCUCCUGGAUUGCAUCUGCCCAGGGAUGCGCCUCUUCCUGGUGUCAGAGCGCGUCCGACCAGUGAAAUACUACGAGAGGCACCACCCGAGGCGGUCCCGGUUCCCGGGGAUGUCUGUGCUGCUCUUCCUGCAUGAAAGCCGUGGAGAGGAGCGCCUGCUUCGCGUCCUGGACUCCCUGCAGCGUCCACCCUGGCAGUGCUACCCUACGCAGGAUGUGCAGGGGAGACUUCGUCCCUACCUCCUUGCAAAUCAGGAGUUCUACAGCUUGGACAACCAGAUGCCUGUCUGGGGUGUCAGGCAGGUGCACUGUGGCACCGAGAUCCUGAGGGUGACGCUGUACUGCAGUUUUGACAACUACGAAGAUGCCAUCAGACUCUAUGAGAUGAUCCUGCAGAGAGAGGCCACUUUGCAAAAGAGCAACUUCUGCUUCUUUGGGCUCUACACCACUGAGAACUUGGCUCUGCAGCUCUCCCUGAAGCAGCUGCCCCUGGGAACUUCGGUGGACCCCAAAGAGUCUUGCGUGCUGCAGUUCAAGGUUCAAGAGAUCGGCCAGCUGGUGCCUCUUCUACCCAACCCGUGUGUUCCCAUCAGCAGCACCAGGUGGCAGACGCAGGACUAUGAUGGUAACAAGAUUCUGCUGCAGGUCCAGUUGAAUCCAGAACCUGGUGUUAGGAACCGCGAACUUUCUUUUCUGAAUGCCACCUUGGAUUCUGGCUUGCUCCAUCAGAGCUCCAGGCUGACCCCUGUCCCUGCACAGAGAACCCUGGAACCAAGGAGCCGGAGGAUCCGGGGCAGGAGGUUCAAGGUGCGUUCUCUGGAGUUCCCUGAGCCCAGUGGGGCAUCAGACAGCUCUAGCGCCACUUCAUGGAAAAGCCCUGGUUGGUCAUCCCCCGCCAGCAGCUCUGUCACAAGCACCCAGCUUCAUCCUCCACUUGAGCCCAGGGUCAGAAUGAAGGUCCUCCAGGAAAACAGCCUUCAGAAGCUGGAGGCAGAGACCAAUGUUGACACGGGCUUCACCAUCAUCAAUUCUGAGCCGAGGCAAUCUUUUCUGAGCAGAUUUCCAAGGGAUUUGUGGAUUACCCAGCCAUCAUCCUGCUUGCCAGACUCUUCUUUAGAGGGGGCUACCUCUAAAAACAAGGGCAUUCUUAGGGAAAGAAUCCAUCCCUUGUCACUUGCUAGCCAAGGGGACUUUGGUACAAGGAAGAUAAUCUCAAGAUGUUCCCUUCAUCUGCCAGUCCAAGGAGGAGAAAAAGAAGAAGAAUUCUUUAUAUAG
Messenger RNA from Marmota flaviventris (yellow-bellied marmot), 1362 nucleotides. RefSeq names its product family with sequence similarity 124 member B (gene Fam124b). NCBI's taxonomy places the organism in Eukaryota, Metazoa, Chordata, Mammalia, Rodentia, Sciuridae. Gene Ontology annotation, cellular component: nucleoplasm. The record is from RefSeq and is a predicted model, not a curated record.